GCGAUUAUCAAAAAGGAAAACUAAUCCAGGUAGUGUCAUGAAACAUGGCAGGGACAGACGGAAACCAAGAUUAUGAAGGUAAAAUCGGUGUGACAGACGUUGUCAUCAUCGUCAUCUAUUUCGUCUUCGUCAUCAUUGUCGGUUUAUGGUCUAUGUACAGAACUAACAGGGGCAAUGCCAGCGGUUACUUCCUUGCAGGCCGUUCAAUGUGGUGGUUACCGAUUGGUGCAUCAUUAUUUGCAAGUAACAUUGGAACCGGACAUUUUAUCGGAUUGGCAGGGACCGGUGCAGCAUCGGGUCUAGCAGUGGCGGCUUAUGAAGUUAUGUCUGGAUAUGCCAUUCUUCUUUUGGGAUGGAUCUUUCUCCCUGUUUACGUCUCUUCUGGGGUCUACACGAUGCCCGAGUAUCUCCGUGUUCGUUACGGAGGUCAACGACUUCGGAUAGCGAUGUCUAUCCUUGCACUUUUCCUUUAUGUAUUUACAAAAAUAUCCGUUGAUAUUUUCGCUGGAGCAGUAUUCAUUCAACAGGCUUUUCAAUGGAACAUAUACGCUUCAAUAUUUGUACUCUUAGCUGUAACUGCUGUAUACACCAUUACAGGUGGCCUUGCAGCGGUGAUCUAUACGGAUACUCUCCAAGUUUUGAUCAUGCUUAUUGGCGGCUCAUAUCUCAUGGUAACAAGCUUUAUCAAGAUAGGGAGCCUGGAACAACUAAGACUAGAAUACAUGCAGUCUAUUCCAUCUUCCGCACUGAACGAUACGCAUUCCACCUGCGGAUACCCGAGACAAGACGCCUUUAGUAUGAUCCGGGAUGCAACUACUUCGGAUCAACCAUGGCCCGGGACCGCUCUUGGUAUCAUGGUGAUUGGCACUUGGUACUGGUGUACUGACCAGGUCAUUGUACAACGUUCCCUUGCAGCCAAGAAUGUCACACACGCGAAGGGCGCCUCUAUCGUCGCAAGUUACCUCAAGUUUCUCCCACAAUUCCUCAUCGUGAUGCCAGGAAUGAUCGCUCGAGUCCUUUAUACAGAUGAGGUUGCGUGUAUAGACAGUGAAUCGUGUAUGAAGUAUUGCCAGAACCCAACCUCGUGUUCAAACAUAGCCUACCCACUGCUCAUCCUCAGACUUAUGCCAAUCGGUGCUCGUGGAUUGAUGAUGGCCGUCAUGAUCGCCGCCCUGAUGAGCUCAUUAACAUCCAUAUUCAACAGUGGGAGCACCAUUUUCACCAUGGACCUGUGGCGCCGCCUACGUCCGAAUGCAAAGAACCGAGAGUUGAUGAUAGUAGGAAGGCUCUUCGUCCUUGUCCUCGUUGCCAUCAGUAUCCUGUGGGUUCCCAUAGUCCAGGUAGCACAAGGUGGCCAACUCUUCCAGUACAUCCAGUCUCUGCAAUCUUACUUUGCUCCACCUAUCUUUGUCUGCUUCGUCUCUGGAGUACUCUCAGUCAGAACCAACGAGAAGGGAGCCUUUUGGGGUUUCUCCGUCGGGGUGGUUCUUGGUGUGAUACGGAUGAUCCUUGACAUUGUCUAUCCUGCCCCAGCCUGUGGAUCGCAGGAUGUCCGACCUUCGGUUGUCAAGAAUGUCCACUUCCUCUACUACAAUUGCAUCGUGACCCUGGUGUGCCUGGUUGUGACUUGGACCAUCAGCCUGUUCACCUCUAAGCCCACACUCAAUCAGAUACUUGGCAAGACUUUCUGGACCCGUGGAAUGAAAUCACCAGAAGAAGAGCAAAAUCACAACGACACUACAACCAUUCACGCAGGGAGUAAUAAAACCGUGAAGGACGUCCGGAAAAGACUCGUAAUGCAAGAAAAAAUGCCAACUGAUGUUUCUACAGAUAGUUCCCAAACUGUUGAACUUUCAAGUCAAAAGCAAAAGGAGAAAAGGGAUACCCCAAGAUGGAAAACAUAUCUAUUUUGGUUUCUUGGAUUCAACCCCGACGAUGAUCAAGACGUUCCUGGGGAGGCUAGCAUGAUAAAGAGCAUUGAUGAGAACCCGACAUGGCAACAGUUUACCUUGGUCAAUGCUAUCGUCGUCUGUGGGGUGGCAGUCGGGAUUAUGGUUUGGUGGUGGUGACGACAGAAGCCGUAUAUUCGAUAUCAAUGUUCUCUAAUAAUUGUUCAUUUUAAUCUCAAGUCUAGAAUCUUCCGAUAAAAAGCAAUCGCACUCCAUGGUGAGGUAUGAAAUAAGUUUCCUUUCUUUCAUUCAAAUCAUACCUGUUUAAUAUGUGAAUGGAUGCAUCAACCAUGUCAACAGAGUUGUGACCGAAACGGUCUAACAAUGAUCGAGAAAAUGAGCUAUAAGUUCCCGAAAUAUCGUGUAAAUGCAGACUAAUAAGUUAUGUCCACUCUAAAAAGCAUUUUAGAUGAAGAUUGUCUAAAAUAGAGAGAUAGAAAGAAAGAAUGAGAGAGAGAGAGAGAGAGAGAGAGAGAAAGAAGGAAAUAGAGGGGGAGAGAUGCGCCUGAUGCGAAUGCCGUUCAAAAUCCUAUCCAACAUUCGCAUUUAAAUUCUGCAAAUUGCUCAUAAAACGUGCACGGGAAAUUGGGUUGCUGCCAGUUGAUUCUUUUCGUUCCAGGUUGUACUUUAUUAGAGUGAGCACGAGACAAAAAUUUCUUUGGACGUGACAUUUUUCUAGAGACAUUUCAAUGAUGAAACACACGCAUUUUUCUGAUUAGGACCGCACCUUACUUUUAAUAGAGACCUUGGUCUAGUUUUUGAUUGAAUCCUGGGUCAUGACUCAUUGAUGUCAAACUAGGCUGAUGGGUCCGCCGCUACAGUCAAUCAUGUCGACAAUAUAACACCAAUGUAUUUUGAAUGUAGAAGGUAAAAGCAAAUGCACUUUCAUUCUACCACAAAAGAGGUUUCAAUCUAAUCUUUAUGAAAUAACAAAUUAUGGAAUCGUCGAUCACUGUUUACUUUAUGAACCGCCUACGUCAAAUGUUUAUAUUAUUUAUACACGCGAGGCUGGCUAAAACAAAACUUUGACACUGUUCACUUGAUUAUUAAAGACUUCCCUGAAAAAGUGUUUAACUUGUAAUGAAUUCAGUGCCUAACACUCUUUACUUACUUUCUAGUUUCUUUCCUUAAUUUCAUCCAAAUGCAUAGGGACAUGCUUACCUAUGUGUUAUGCGCUAUAAAAGAGCUGCAUAUUAUUAUUCGGAUAGCUGGUCGUUUCGUCAUUAUGAUGAGUCUGCCCCUAUAUGCCCACAAUUUAUUUUGAAUGUGCAAGGCAGAAGCAAUUGCACUUUCAUUUCACAAAAAAGAGGUUUCUGCCUCAUCUUAAUCAAUGAUAAACAAAUUAUGAAAACAUCAAUCACUGUUCACUUUAGAAAAUGAACCGCCUUCGUAAAAUAUUUUUAUUAUUUAUACACGCGAUGAUGGCUAAACAAAAACACUGUCACUGUUCCCCCGAUUCAGCUUACUGGGAGUGUCAGCUAGGCGUUUCGUCUACAUAAUUAUGAAGCCUGAUAAGUUGAUAGAUCUAACAACAACAACAACAACAAUAAAAAUCCAUGGUUUUGAUUGGCUACGAAGCACUGACCAUGUCUGGCGGUUAGUGUGCUAACUGUCGGACAAAGCAAAAUUGUCAUUGCUAACAAAUUUAAUUCAAUGGGUGAACUAGCUGCAAUUGCUCCGCAUCGGCACGGUAUCUAUCAUGUUAGUAUCUCUGUAUUUUUGGUGGAAUCAUUCUCUGGGAAGGUGACGACAGUGCAGCAGGACAUGUCUCUCACCGACCAUGGUUUUGUAAAACUAUUCAGAGGACCAGAAGAUCUUUUGAGUUGUCUGUCGGAAUAAACGUGACCCCACAGUUACAGAUCUAAUCAAGAUUUGGUUGAUGUUUGUGUUGUUUAUGCCGUGCAUCCAACUUAACUGCAAACACAACGACAAACCUCCUUAUACAAGCAAAAGUUAAAAGAAAGUCUCUUUCACACAAGAAAUCAUGUCAAUUAAAGCCCAGCAACACGAGAGCAAUGCGUAUUGCCAUUAUGUUGAAGCAAAUCUGAGAAAACUGGUUACUGCCUUCCUGGGAAAACCACACUUAAGGGACACAAAAAUAUCGAACCGUGAUGGAAGUAACAAUGAAUAUGUCAACAACAAACGAAAAUAUCAAAUCGGAUGGGUACUAUGAACUAUUUCUUCCUUAUGCUGUUGUGUGGUCCCUGAUCUCCUUCAUCGGCAUCUCUGGGAAUUCGAUUAACCUGACAGCGAUUAGUCGACUACACGUUGGUGUAGCAACGAAGGUUUUCAUCAUCGCUCUUUCGGUAUCAGACCUGUUUACGGCCAUUUCCUUGAUUACCCAGGUCGUUGUUACUCGGGCAGGCUGGGAAGAUAGUGGUAGUUGGGACUUGGUAAGCCAGACCGUUUCCAUCAUCGUUCGAUGGUCUUCACUAACAAGUGCUACAUUCAUAGUUAUUGUGAAUCUCGAUCGCUUUCUGCAUAUCGUCUUACCUUUCAAGUAUGAUGCUAUAAUCAAUGGCAAGCGAGCUGCUUUUAGUACAAUAGUUAUUGCUCUUAUCGUACUGGUCAUAAAUUUGCUGUGCGCUGGCCUGACACAAAAAUCUUUCGCAACAUUUUCGUUUAAAAGUAAUAAUAUGAUCUUCAUUCUUGAUACUACGUAUUUUUAUUAUCCGAGCUUAGUAUUUGCAGCCUUUGUCUGGUUUCUUCAGAUUGUGGUUAUAGCAGUGUAUGCCAGAAUGUUUUGCAUAGUGCGGAGACAUACAAACAAAAUUACUGCGCAGGAGAAUGCUGCAGUUAGGCUUAAGAGUAUCAGCGCCGCGAUCGACUUCACAGGCCAUGCCAGCUCAGCCGGACUGCCCGGACAUACAUUGCAAAAAUCCCCGAAAACACCCAAGGUAAUGUCUUCUACUUUCCAUAACGCUUCACCCCAAGGUGGAGCUGAAGCGUCGGCGUCAGGACUUCCCUCGAAUAGGUUUCAAAUAAGGACAGUUGGCGUCCUGCAGCGUAAGAAACGUAAAGGAUGCAAGCUGAAAGAGCAAAUGAAGAUUAUCCACCAAAACCUCCGGAACCUCCGAACAUCAUUUUUGGUGACAGGCUGCUACCUGAUGGCAUGGGCCCCUUAUUCCAUCAUAGUUGCAGGAGCAGCGUUGACUGGGAAUCCACCGAACAAGGACAUAUUUCUGGUAUCCUAUACUAUGGGGUUGGGGUGUUGCUGUGUCAAUUGUUUAGUGUAUAUGUCCUCGCGCUACAGCUUCAAGUCGGUCCUCCAAAAAAGAAAUUGUUGUCGAUAAUAUGUAUUUGAUUCGAUGAUGAAAUUACGGUUUCUUCUGGAGGCAACAGUGUAGUAUGUUUUUUUAGAGAGAAAAUGUUAUUCCUAGUUACAGAAUGUUGAUUUUCAUGAG
Lytechinus pictus (painted urchin) is the source of this 5353-nucleotide messenger RNA. RefSeq names its product sodium/mannose cotransporter SLC5A10-like. The coding region runs from base 45 to 2069 and encodes 674 amino acids. Gene Ontology annotation, cellular component: plasma membrane. NCBI's taxonomy places the organism in Eukaryota, Metazoa, Echinodermata, Echinoidea, Temnopleuroida, Toxopneustidae. The transcript is spliced from 15 exons. The record is from RefSeq and is a predicted model, not a curated record. Gene Ontology annotation, molecular function: D-glucose:sodium symporter activity. Gene Ontology annotation, biological process: transmembrane transport.